AUGUGCGACUUGCUUGUCCAACACCGUUUCGAAGACGACGUCGCCCCGACGGAAUACUUUGCCUUUGGUUACGAUGUGGUUGACGGCCGUCCUUCGGCGCUGCUGUACCAAAUGAACCGAAGCCUUAACACGUUUUUGUUCCACUGGGAUGGUACCUACAAAAUCAACAAAUUGGCCUACCCUGUCUUCGUUUGCGGUAUCUCGGAUGUGGCUAGAGUGUUCCAUCCAGUGGCCUUCUUCCUCAUCGGCAAGGAAAGUACAAGCGAAUACGCAUGGGCGAUACGUUCCCUGAUCGAUAUCUACCUCGCUGUGGUUGGCCGGUCGUUGAAGAUUAAGUUUGUCAUGGGUGAUGCUGCCCAAGCUCCGGCGCAAUCACUGUUGGUCGCUCAACCGAGCUCGUCGAGUGGACUCGCCGGGACAGGACCAGCAAGCAGCACUGGCCAUCGUAGCCGUCCGGAUUGAGCUUGGUGUGGAACACAUACUCACGUAUUUUUACCAUUGUCUUGCGUGUGUCCACAAUCGGCUGACUGGUUUGCCCCUGACAGCGAAAUCACUUGCAUUGAAGUACAUCUACGACAUGUACUAUGCGCGUAUUCAAGAGCAACUGUCGCGUUCAUGGCAGGCGGUUUGUGGGGAGUGGCUCAGUUGUGACGAAUUGAUCGCCAAGGAUUUCACUUGGUACUGUUCACGAAGAUUGCACAUCCAUCGGGAAGG
This is a messenger RNA of Aphanomyces astaci, 714 nucleotides long. RefSeq lists its product as hypothetical. Lineage: Eukaryota; Oomycota; Saprolegniomycetes; Saprolegniales; Verrucalvaceae. The record is from RefSeq and is a predicted model, not a curated record. The coding region runs from base 1 to 462 and encodes 153 amino acids. The transcript has 2 exons.